Eufriesea mexicana is the source of this 3256-nucleotide messenger RNA. Its product is annotated as zinc finger protein 227. The coding region runs from base 242 to 3256 and encodes 1004 amino acids. Gene Ontology annotation, biological process: regulation of DNA-templated transcription. Gene Ontology annotation, molecular function: RNA polymerase II cis-regulatory region sequence-specific DNA binding; zinc ion binding; DNA-binding transcription factor activity, RNA polymerase II-specific. Gene Ontology annotation, cellular component: nucleus. The record is from RefSeq and is a predicted model, not a curated record. The transcript is spliced from 7 exons. Lineage: Eukaryota; Metazoa; Arthropoda; Insecta; Hymenoptera; Apidae.
CAUCCCCGUGCUAGACCAGCAAGCAAGUAGUAACGUUAACGUUAGAAUUUUGUCUUUUGUUUAAUUCUUUUAUGUUUAUUUUACCGGGAAGCGACUAAGUCUAAAGAUCGUGGAAUCAUCGAAACAGACAUUUGGUGUACGGGGAUCAGCCAGAAAAUUCACCAGCACCGGUUCCAUGCUAAAUUUUCAGUGUGAUCAAGUAGUCAAAAGCGUAUUCAGGCAGCCUUCAACGUAAACAAAAAUGGAGUUAGGGGAGGGAGAGGCGCAAAUUUGUCGACUUUGCGGCCAGUACGAAAGUAUAUACAUUGAUGUGUUCGGUGAAGAGGGUACCAAACGAUUUUUAGGAUUAAAAAUCCACACAAAAGUCAACAUUCUGGUAAAAGAGAACGAUGGACUGCCGCAAAUUGUUUGUAUGCGAUGUUUGGGCACGCUGGAAUUUCUAUGCGAUUUUUACGAACGUUGUCAUCUUACCCAAAAGGAACUUUUGGAGACUAGUCAAAAUACAAUGGAUGAGAAGAUACAACAAAACAGUGAUGAAGAAUCAGAUAAAGAAAAUGCUAUUCCAUCGAUAAAUGAAACUAAACAAAAGGCAGAAGUUUUAUCACCUGACAAUUCAAAGAGUACAAAAAAAUAUCCUUCCGAAAAUAAUAUGUCGUAUUAUAGAACUGAAAUAAAAGAAGAAAACGCUAAUCACGUAAAGAACAAUACCUCUACAAAUGGUGUUCAUUUGGUAACACAAACUACAGUACAACUAAAUAAGAGAAUUUCUAAAAACCACUCUGUAGUGGAUAAUGAAAAUUCAAAUAGAAAAAUAUCAAAAAAUGAUCAAAAUGAUACUAAUAAUUUAAGAUGUAAAAGAAAUUUAAUAAUAAAAAAAAAUAAUACUUUGAGAAAGACUGCAAUCCGUACAAGAUCAACAAAUGACUUGAAUUCAUCACAAAAAAAUAAGACUAACAUUAGUAUAAAUUUAGAUUUGCCUGUACGACGCAAGAGAGGUCGGAAAAGUAAGUUAGAAAAGAUGAGAGAAAUGAAUUUAGCUGCAAGUUUUAAAAAAAAUAUCCAAACUGAUUCAAGUGACAGAAUGACUGAGAAUCUUAACAAUGAAUACAAAAGGCGUUGUUUGCGUACAAUUUGUACUAACAGUAAGUCUAAUAAUAUAAGUAAUAAUGCUUCAAUCUCGUCAAAACUACAAGUUAGUCAAACAAUAGCAAAGGAAAAGGUGGUAGUAGUAAACACAUCAUUAGACAUAGAUUAUACCAAAGGCAAUGAAACUAAUACUAUGUACAGUGACAAUAUAGUAACUAAUAAAGUAAUAGAAAUAGGACCUGAUAGUAAAAGUACAGUAAAAUCUAACAAAUGUAUGGAAAAUACAAAAGACAAAUCUGCAAAAGAUAAAGCAAUAUCAGUUAUUGUAAAGCAGGAAAAAGAGGAGACAGAAAAUACUUCUAUUAGACAGAAUGAAAAGUCAAACCAGCAUGUUUGGAUUUCUAGUGAGAUACAAAAGGAUAAAAAUACAGUGGAGAGUCAAGAUCAAAAUCAAAUACAUCAAAAAAAGACUAAUUUAACACAGACAAUCUCUUCAGAGACAAAGGGAAGUAAAAGUUCUAAAAAUACUGAGAUUAAUUUGGCAGGACAAAAUUCUGACAUAGAAACUCAUUCUACCUCUACCAACCUACAUUCAAAAGUAUUUACAGAACAAAAUCGCGUGACAGUUAUAAAAUCUUCACAAUCCAAUGAAAUAUCAAAUCCAAAGAUGAUGCAAGAAGAUUCUACAGAAUUGUUCAUUGCAGUGGACAUAGGAAACCAAAGUACCGAAAGUGAAUUAAAAUGCAACCUCAGCGAACAAUCACAAUCUCAACAAUUUAGUCAAGAUAGUUUUGAUGGUACUAAGUGUAAAGAUAGAUCAUUUGGUAAAAUCUCUGAAUUGAUAAGCGAUGAACAAAAACAGACUAUUGAAACUUAUUACACAGUAGAUAUGUCGAUUGUAAACUCGGAAGAAGUACAGAAAAAUAUAACGAUAGUUAAUAAAAAAAAUAUACGCUGCAAUAUUUGUGGUACUUUUUAUCUUAGAAUGGAUAAAUGUCAGGUACAUAUCUGGGGACAUUUACAAAUGAAACCCUAUCAAUGCAAGGCUUGUGACUUUGCUACGGUUACUGUUAGCAAUGUUCGUUGCCAUAUCAGGAAGAGUCAUCUAAAGAUUAAACCAUUUGCAUGCCAUCUUUGUGAAAAGCGAUAUGUAACUGCUAUUUUACUAGAAGAGCAUAUUAAUACUCAUACAGGUGCCCGUCCAUAUAAAUGCAAGCUCUGUGAUUUUGCAAGUUCUAGUAGACAAAUACUAAGUUACCACAAUGCCACACAUAAACCACUAAAGGAUAUUAAUUGUAAACUUUGUGGCAAAGAAUUUUAUUCAAAAAGUAGAUUGCGUGCACACAUGAUUGUACACAAUAAGGAUAAAGCUGUUAUGUGUAAAUUAUGCUCUGCUUAUUUAUCUAAUACAGAAGCAUUAGAAACACAUCAUAGAAACAUUCACAUGCAAGAUUAUGUAUGUAAUAUAUGUGGCAAACACGUUAAAUCGAGAAAAGCUUUGCACAAUCAUCAGAAUGUACAUGCUGCUGCAAAAUACAAAUGCACUCUAUGCCCAAAUGUGUAUAAGAGUAGUCAAAUAUUAAAAGAACAUCUUCUAAAGCAUGAAGGUAUUAGAAAGUAUAAGUGUAAUGUUUGUGGAAAAUCAUUUGGUCAGCAGUCUCAUUUAGCUGCUCAUAUGGCAGUACAUAGUAAAAUUAGAUUCCAUUGCCCAGGAUGUGAUAAACCUUUUAAUCGACAAGACAAUAUGAAGAUACACACUAAACGAUGUAAACUAUUUUUAGCAAAUCCAGAUUUAAAAAAUCUAUUAAGUAAAAGAGAACGAACUAUAUCGUUUAAUAAUAUAGCAGAGUUAACGGCAGAAUUGAAGAACGGAAAUAUGACAAAUUCUGGGUCUCAAGUUUCUCUAAAAGAUCAGAAUAAUGGAACGUUAGCAAAAACUGUGGAAGGACAAAAAAAGACUGCAAUAAAUCUCUGCAAAUUAGGACUGAACAUCUCUUGCAUCGAACCAAUAGAUAAAACGUGGAAUUCUGAUAACAUAUACAAUGAAAAAGAAGCUACAAGAUCUGCUGAAGUUAAUAUAAUUAAGUUUCCAAAUGUCAAUGAUAGAUUAGUUUCAGAUACUGAAAAUAUAUCAGUUCUUGAAAACGUUUUAGAACCAGAAAGCUAUUAA